AUGGAAAGUAUUUCAAAAGCAUACCUAAUCUUCUUAUUAUUGGGUUGUUUGAUGACCUAAACAAAUUAAAUGACCUUGGAUGAAAUUAAAGAUCAAAUUGUCAAUGAUUGGAAAAGUCUUGCUUUAGAAUUGAAUCCUUUCGAAUAAGGAGGCCAAAUCUUCCCCACAUAUGUGAGAAGAUAAUGGAAUUUCACAUCAGAUUCUGAAUUCUCAAUGAAAAUUGAAAUUUUCAAUGAUCAUUCUGGAUCUAACAGACGUUAAACUUAUGAAGGAAGCGGAAUUAUAACAUACUAAGGUGAAAGCAGUGCUAUUCAAGGAGCAUUCCUUUGCUAAUUUAAUCUUAAUAAGACUCUAAUCUUAACACUUCAUACAGAUGAAGUUGUAACUUAAUUUAACCAAAUUUAAACGGAAGGUAUUACUUGGAUUAAAGACAAACCUCAAGAUAUAACAUUAUUAGCAGUGCCUGCAUUUAAUAAAUUAGCUGGACAACCUCUAGUAGUAUACGACUUAAUAUAUUUUCAUGACAAUUAUUUAUAUAUGGGUGAAGUUGAUGCAUUUGGCAAUAUGGCUUCUCUUGAACAGCCACCACAAGGUAUAUGCCCACCAUUGAUACCUUUCUCUGAUGAUACGACCCCUCUAACUUUGGAAGAGCUCAAAGAAGAAAUGGUCACCGGAGUUUGGAGUAGUAUUGCAAAAGAGGUUAGACCAGGAUUUGAUAAUCAGGGUCAAGUGAUUACAAUUUAUAUAACUAGAGAAUUAAGUUUUCCAGAUGACUCCUCCUUCGAUCUAAUUAUUAAUAGAUUUCCUGGCCCAGGACAAACAGAGUCACUAUUAGAUUUUGAAAUGAUUGGUUCACUAAUUUGGGAAGGGGAUGCAUCUUCUGUUGUUCCUGGUGCUCAAUUUACAUAGUUUGUUGUGAAUGAAGUUUAUCUAACACCAAAAUCUGAAGCUAUAGUGUCAGCAUUUAAUUAAAAUUUACCAGCAGGUGUUGAUCCUUUUCAAUUGAAUUAAAGGGCAAACCUAACUUAAAAGGAUUUCCCUGGAUUAGGAUUAUCAAAAGAUGAAUAGGUCAAAGAAAAUGAUAUAAUCUAUAUGAGACAGAAUCGUUUAUAUUUAGGAGCUAGACCUGUCGAUGGAUCAAGACCAUACCCUAUUGAAAAGCGAACCUACAGUUUAAGUGACGAUCUCGUAGAUCCAGAAAGAAGUGCUUCAAAAGGUGUCAUAAUCCUUCUAAGCCUAAUAAUUUUUAGUGUUUGGAUUUGA
This is a messenger RNA of Paramecium pentaurelia, 1263 nucleotides long. The record is from the annotation of a GenBank genome assembly. Lineage: Eukaryota; Ciliophora; Oligohymenophorea; Peniculida; Parameciidae.